ACAACCACGUCAAAAAUUACAAAACAUGGAAGACUUGUCAUUUUGGAUCAGAUCACCCACAAAAACCGAUUCUGCUGCUGCUAUUUCUUCUGCUUCUAGUAAACCAACAACACCCUCCCCAUCCCCAUUUAAAACAGCUACGACGAUCGCUGCUCCUACAACUACUGUUAUUGAUCACAUUGUUCAUUUUACGCAACAAUGUAAUAAACAAGAUGAACAUGUUGGCUUUGAAGAAAAGGAAGACCAGUGUGAAGAUGAUAUGUUUGAACAUGGUAUUGAGGAAAGUGCAAAAAUACAGCAUCGAUAUCUUGAGUUAUCACCAUCUGUUUUUUCGAAAUCAUUAGAGAAUGAACGAAAGUUAGAGAGCAAGCAAAAGGAGAAGGAACAACAAAAAUCACUUGAAGAAACACCAAUAAACACCACCAUCCUUAACUUGGAAAAACCAUACGAAAACAUUUAUGUUUCUAUUCCUUGUUUGGCUGAUUUGCCUGAUCACCCAAGACCGCCAAAGCGAAAAGCUAAAGACAUUGAAGAAGAUGAUGAAUACGGAGAGUAUGGAGAAAAUGAUAGUGCUAAUGAUAAUAUUGAUGACGAUAUUGCUUAUAAUAUUAGUAACAAUCAAUCUAAUGAUAACAGUAAUAACAUUCAAAGUAAUAACAAUAAUAAUGAGGGCAGGAAUAAUAGUAAUAAUAGACGACCAAGAAAGAAACUUAAACUUAUGAACGCGCAAGAAAUGCACUUGACUGCUCUGGAAGAAGCAGAGGAACGUCGAGAAGUCGAGGAAAUUGUAAUACAGGAGGAUCUAGAGCACUUACAUGAGUUUAACUUUUUGGAGUUGAUAGAAUGGAUGUGGGAUUAUUAUUCGUAG
Messenger RNA from Ambispora leptoticha, 868 nucleotides. The record is from the annotation of a GenBank genome assembly. Lineage: Eukaryota; Fungi; Glomeromycota; Glomeromycetes; Archaeosporales; Ambisporaceae.